UUAGAGGAACAAGUGUAUGGAAAAUGAGCUAGCCUUGAUUAAUUAAAGCAGGAAAAAUACGUUAGUCUGGAUAACAAAGCACUCUGGUGCGCCUGUUUUUAUGCUAAAAAAGCUUCACACAGACACACCUUGAUUUAAAACUUCAAAUACCUAUUAAGUGUAAUGCGCUUCACUAUGUUUUUAUUCAUCUUCUGGAUUUAUUAGGGAAACAAGAUUAGAUAGCCCAGGCGGCCAGAACGCAUCUGUUAUAGUUCUGGACUUCUCGCAUUUUGCGUCCCUUCGAUUAUAGGCUACGUUUUGAUCUAGGAGCAAGAUGGGCGCCUCAGUUAAUUGGAACUGGACUAUGGGCUUCCUAGCGUUCUGGAUGGUGCUUCUGUCCUUUGGAUUUGGGUCGAAUGGAGAGAUUGCACCGAAACCAACCGGCGCAAGCACCAAGCCGGUGCAGCCGGUGAAGCCGGACGGGGGUCCUCAAGCAUUUCCAGAGGAGGAGAAACAGAACCUGCCCGUGUUUUCGAUGGAUUACCAACGAAUACAGGUGCCCUUCGAAAUUACCCUCUGGGUCCUGCUCGCCUCAUUUGCGAAAAUUGGUUUCCACGUGUACCACAAGAUCACCAUCUGGAUCCCGGAGUCUUGCCUGCUGAUCAGCAUCGGCCUGAUCGUCGGCGGGAUCAUGCACUCGGUGCACGAGGAGCCCCCAGCCGUCCUCAGCUCCAACGUCUUCUUCCUCUACAUGCUGCCGCCCAUCGUGCUGGACUCGGGCUACUUCAUGCCCACGCGGCCCUUCUUCGAGAACGUGGGCACGGUGCUGUGGUUCGCCGUGGUGGGCACCCUCUGGAACUCCAUCGGCAUCGGCCUGUCUCUCUACGCCAUCUGCCAGAUCGAGGCCUUCGGCGUGCAGGACAUCAACCUGCAGGAGAACCUGCUCUUCGCCUCCAUCAUCUCGGCCGUCGACCCCGUGGCCGUGCUCGCCGUCUUCGAGGACAUCAACGUCAACGAGCAGCUCUACAUCGUGGUCUUCGGGGAGUGCCUGUUCAAUGACGCCGUCACUGUGGUGCUGUACAACAUGUUCUCCUUCGUGGCGGACAUGCCGGUGGUGGACUCCGUGGACGUGUUCCUGGGCGUGGCGCGCUUCUUCGUGGUGGGCAUCGGCGGGCUGCUGUUCGGCCUCCUGUUCGGCUUCGUGGCGGCCUUCACCACGCGCUUCACCUCCAACGUGCGCGAGAUUGAGCCGCUCUUCGUCUUCAUGUACAGCUACCUGGCCUACCUGGUCGCCGAGCUCUUCUCUAUCUCCAGCAUCAUGGCUAUUGUCACCUGUGCCCUGACCAUGAAGUACUAUGUGGAGGAGAACGUGUCCCAGAGGUCAUGCACCACCAUUCGGCACGUGAUCAAGAUGGUGGGCACUGUGUCUGAGACCCUCAUCUUCUUCUUCCUGGGAGUUGUCACCGUCACCACGGACCACGAGUGGAAUUGGGGCUACAUACUGUUCACUCUGCUGUUCGCCUUCGUCUGGAGGGGACUGGGUGUCCUCGUCCUGACCCAGAUCAUUAACCCCUUCCGUACCAUCCCCUUCAACUUCAAGGACCAGUUUGGUCUGGCGUACGGUGGUCUGCGUGGUGCCAUCUGCUUCGCCCUGGUCUUCCUCCUCCCCGAGAACAUUGGCCGGCGCAACCUCUUCAUCACUGCCACCAUCGCCAUCAUCAUAUUCACGGUUUUCCUCCAGGGCAUCAGCAUCCGACCUCUGAUUGAGUUCAUGAACGUCCGGAGGACCAAUCGAAAGCUCACCAGCAUCAACGUGGAGAUUCACACCAGGGUCAUGGAGCACACCAUCGCUGGAAUUGAGGACCUCUGUGGACAGUGGAGCCAUUACUAUUGGAAAGACAAGUUCAAGAAGUUCAAUGACAGGUUCAUCAGGAGGAUCCUGAUCAAGGACAGCCGGGCAGAGUCCAGCAUCGUGGCUCUGUACAAGAAGCUGGAGCUGCAGAACGCCAUGGAGGUCCUGGACACCACCGCUGGAGACCUCAGCGCUGCUCCGUCCAUCAUCUCCCUGCAUGAGGAGAAGAAGCCCUCCACUAAACCGAAGAGGAAGUUCCUGGGCGAAGACCUGAGGAACAUGCAUGACAUCCUCUCCAAGAACAUGUACAAGAUCCGCCAGCGGACUGUGGCCUACACCAACAAGAGCUCCCUUCCCAAUGACACCAAAGCCAAGGAGAUCCUGAUCCGACGACAUGCCAGCAUCCGCCGGAGCCUGCGGUCAGGGAGCUUCCAGGCACCGGAUGUCGCCAAGUCCCAUAAGUACUUCUCCCUGCCUGCUGGGAAGAAUCUGGACUCCAAGUUCCCCCCAAAGAGGUUCCGACAUGCAGAUGACGAUGAUGUGGACCUGGAUACUGACUACCCCUCUGCCAGGCCCAAAUACGGCCAGCCCCUGCGGUCCUCGUCCCGGGCCAUGAUGCCCCUGAGGAGGCUGGACACCUUGCGGGAGGUGCCCACCGACAGCGCCGGUGCCCAGCCCUCCCUGGUGGACUUCGUGGAUGAGCAGGGGGCGCGGCUGGGUGGGCGGGGCCCAUCCCGCCAGGCCUCCAGCGCCAGCGACUCCCUGCUGCCUGCCCCCCGGCGGCGCUUUGACCGGCAGGACGGCGGACACCCGUCCCCGUCUCCAUCCCCUAGCUGGGCUCAGGACCCUCAGGACCCUAACGGAGACGGAGAGGCGUGGAACCCCCUCCUCGGACGUCCGCAGUGGAAGCCGCACGUCCCGCCAAAGCCCUGAGAGCGCGACCCGGGGCGGACCGGAGUGGCGCAGACUGUGGGAGGGGUGUUGUGAGGGGCACGGUCAGGGGGGAGGGGCGGAAUGGCCGAAUCUGCUGCUAGGUCACAACCACCUCAAAACUGUGAAGCGCCAACUACUCAGAGAAGAACUGAAAAUGCACUACAGUCGAUGCUUUGAAUAUGGACAUAGAGCAACAGCACGCACUCCAGGAGCACAGACACAAAUAGCAGCUUGAGCUGCAGAAGAGACUGGGAAAUGCUACUCUGUUUUUUUCAGACUGAAUUCUGGAAACUAGCAAACGUCUUUCGUAGGUGUCUUUUUCAAUUUUACCGGCUAGGUUUUAAAUGUUGGGUAGUAUUUUCCUUUUUAACCUUAUUUUAAUCCACGUUAACUUUCUGGUCACCAUCCUCCUCUGGACACGCAGGAAUUUUGAACCAGUUCAGUGACAUUAGCAUAUAACAGGUUAUUUAUGUGUGCCUCACCGGGCCUCUAAGGAGUCAUCCAGAACUAGCUUUUCCGCCAGUGAUGUUCACCAUAUCAGGGCAGUGAAUCAGCAGUGCACGUGCCCCUCGUGGUGCUCCCACAAUGCCUUGGAGGCCGUCGGACAUUUGCAUGUGUCGCGACAGUUGCCAUAGCAUGGGACUGAUGGCCACCACAGCUCUGACGUCUGUGAAGCCAAAUGUUCAACGCAAAUUCCUCUGGGCUGCUGGUAGUCCAAAACUCUUACCUGCCGUGUACCUGUUGUACGCUUCUCCUUUCUCUUUUCUUAAGGAGGCUGAUUAAGACUGCGUAUGGAAAGAACACGCCCUUUUCAAACAAAGCCCUGAUAAGAGCUGCAGACCUCGCUGGUGGGUGUGCUUAGCGGUAUCUCCACUGGAUGAAGGGGACCUACACCUGGCCGGAGCAGGCAGAGUGCUGCUCAUCUGGCAGCCCAGCUCUGUGUCGGUGAUUGAGCAACAGAGCAGUCUGACAUACAGUUUAUGCUCGCAAAUGGAGGAGUUGCAACGACAUGUGUGCACGCACGCAGAGACGUGUGGAGAGAGUGCAGAGAGUGUCUUGUCACACACGGAAAGUUGUGACAAAGUACCUCAGACUGUGUUCCCCUCCCCCGAGUAUGUGGCGCAGUUCAAGGGAAGUGCGUCGACAUGGAAAUGUGUUGGUAACAUGGGUGAAGCAAUGGGGGUCCUUGCCUCUCUGGGUGCAUAAUGAUGUCAUCAGGCAGGUACCACAGAACUCAGUCUCUGUCCUUGGGUAGAGGGUGCCUUCCAAAGAAAAAAAGAAAUUACCCAAACCAUGAUA
Messenger RNA from Megalops cyprinoides (Indo-Pacific tarpon), 4063 nucleotides. RefSeq names its product solute carrier family 9 member 2 (gene slc9a2). Gene Ontology annotation, biological process: sodium ion transport; regulation of pH; proton transmembrane transport. The transcript has 12 exons. Gene Ontology annotation, molecular function: sodium:proton antiporter activity. The record is from RefSeq and is a predicted model, not a curated record. The coding region runs from base 314 to 2764 and encodes 816 amino acids. Lineage: Eukaryota; Metazoa; Chordata; Actinopteri; Elopiformes; Megalopidae. Gene Ontology annotation, cellular component: membrane.